Molecule: messenger RNA, 1254 nt
Organism: Torulaspora delbrueckii
Lineage: Eukaryota; Fungi; Ascomycota; Saccharomycetes; Saccharomycetales; Saccharomycetaceae
Gene: ATG17
Product: protein kinase regulatory subunit ATG17
Exons: 1
Coding region: 1-1254 (417 amino acids)
Biological process (GO): autophagy of mitochondrion; activation of protein kinase activity; autophagosome assembly
Cellular component (GO): phagophore assembly site; Atg1/ULK1 kinase complex
Molecular function (GO): molecular adaptor activity; protein kinase activator activity
Source: RefSeq, a predicted model, not a curated record
AUGAAAGAGCCAGAUCUUGAGUUAUUUGUCUCUAAUGCUAGGAAGACCCUAGUAGAAGCACAAGUUCUUUGCCAGGAGGCUAGUAUGAGAAUAUCGGGUGCCAAAGGUAGCCUGUCUCGAUGGCAGCAGGAAGUAUCCAAAAUAAAGUUUAUGAUUAUCAGUCUGAAAAAUCAGGGAGAGUUUCUCUACAAAUGCAUACUGAAGGUGGGAAUUGGGGAGAAUUUGAUCAAGAAAGAGUGGUCACAGGGUUUGCUGGUGGACCUGAUUGACAGUAUGAAAAGUUGGCAAGAGCAGUUAACUACACGGAUUGCCCAGCUGGAUGGUGUUGAUAACAAACUAGUGAGCUCUGAUGAUAAUGGAGAGCAUGUUAAGUUGGGAGAUUUUAUUCCAAAGGAGAAUGCACAUAUUCUGAAUGAGAGAUUAAAAGAAAUACCGAUCAUUCGCCGUCAGAUUGAUAACAUAAAAUCACAAUACUCAAAUAUGAUGAAGAAGGUUCAAGAGCAGGUAAUUCAGACCAAGUUGAAGAAUCUUGAGACCUUGUUUGAGGAGAAAUAUGGGCCCUCUUCGACGGGCAGCAUUGAGUUAGGUGAGAGUUAUCUUUUAGAAAUGACAAAUUUAGAGCAUGAAUUAGUAGAAUAUUUGAACUCUCUGACGGAUCAUUUUGACAAAUGUAGGUUACUUCAAUCAGGCGAAUUACAAGGCCAGAAUAAACAAGAAUUACUGGAAAUUGUGACGAGAGACAAUAGCGAGUUGAGUUCCGUUUUGGUGACAUUAAGAGACACUAUAGAAGAUGUCGAUAAAUUACUCCUAAAAUUCAGAAUUACUUUAGAGAAGAAUAUGGCUGAUGGGAACCAGCUUCAAACUGAUAUACAAAAAAAUGUGAGCGAGUUCCAAAAAUAUCAGGAAUACCUUGUAAUCUUUAGGGAUAUCUCUGAACUGAUAUCCACUUUUAGGGAAACUUGCCUGCAGGAGAUUCAAGUUACGCAGGAAUUAUGUGACUUUUAUGAAAACUUUGAGGCCAGUUACUAUAAGCUAACUGAGGAAGCAGAUCGCAGGCGUUCUGUCGCUAAGCAAAUGGAAGAUUUGAUAUCUGACUGUGAAAACAAAUUACAAAAAUUGAGUAAUGAUGACCACAAAGCUCGUGAGAGGUUCCUGUCACUAAACGGAGAUUACUUGCCAGAGACCAUUUGGCCAGGUAAAAUUGAUGACUUUACGCCCCUAUAUUCAUUGCAAUAUACCAUCAAGGACAUCUAA